Betta splendens (Siamese fighting fish) is the source of this 5510-nucleotide messenger RNA. It is a transcript of the gene itga4, whose product is annotated as integrin alpha 4. The record is from RefSeq and is a predicted model, not a curated record. Gene Ontology annotation, cellular component: external side of plasma membrane; integrin complex. Lineage: Eukaryota; Metazoa; Chordata; Actinopteri; Anabantiformes; Osphronemidae. Gene Ontology annotation, molecular function: integrin binding. The transcript has 29 exons. The coding region runs from base 488 to 3577 and encodes 1029 amino acids. Gene Ontology annotation, biological process: cell-matrix adhesion; integrin-mediated signaling pathway; cell adhesion mediated by integrin.
AACACACGCACACGCGAAACCGUCUGCACGUCCUCGCGCGCCCAGCGGACGUCGCGGAUGUGGAGAGGAAACACCGUUACACGCGCGCGCGCGCAGAUGGAGGGAGGAUCUCUCACUCCUCAGUUUUACUGAGUUUUAGCCCACUACUUAGUUCACCUUCAAACCACAUGAGACUUUUCGUUAUAACCCGUUUUGCUGGUCCUCUCUUCGACUCGGUUCUGCCAAUUUGUCUGCGCUUUAACGGAUCGAGGAGUCUCGUGCGCUGCCUCGCGCGCAGGGAGAGCCGGCACGAGACCGUUAACGGUUAACCGAAGCGGAGCAACGGAUGCUCUCACAAGUCGACGAGGCUCUGACGGAGACUUCAGCUCGGUUCCGCCUGUGUACCGAAUACUGAUCCAGCGCGUGGUACCGAGUGGAAGCACGGUGUGACCCGGGAUAUCUGCUGUCUGACCCGGGAAAUCUGCUGCCUGAGCGCUUGUCGGCCGUGAUGACUCGGACUUCGUCGGCAGCCAGCAUGUGUUUGCGCUGGGUGCCGCUCUUGGUGCUGGUCCAUCUUGCAGCAGGGUACAAUCUGGAUGAGCGACAUAGCCUUGAGUUCAGUGGUCCGGCCUCCUCCAUGUUCGGAUUCUCAGUCCUGCUGCAUCUGCAUGAAGAUCACCGCUGGCUAAUAGUCGGAGCUCCCGUAGCGAAUUUAUCCUCCGGUAGGUCUGGUUCUGCUCGAUCUCCUGGAGCUCUGUACCGCUGCAGCAUCACUGAAGAGACGCACUCCUGCCAACGCUUGCCAGCUGACACACCGGCAAACUGUGGGAAGACGUGUGAAGCAGAGCGUGAUGAACAAUGGCUGGGAGUCAGUCUGUCUGGACAACCUGGACACAAUGGACAAAUCCUGGCAUGUGCGCAUCUCUGGAAGAACGUUUACUACUCGAGGAAGGACAGUCAGAACCACAAGCUUCCCCACGGAGCCUGUUAUCGCUACAGCAACGACCUGAUACAGUCCCAGCCCAUCAUCCCCUGCUACAGAGACCACCAGAGGAAGUUUGGUGAGGAUUACGGGUCAUGUCAGGCUGGCAUUUCCAACUUUCUGACAGAGGAUCUGAUCAUCAUGGGAGCUCCAGGAACAAAUUACUGGACGGGUUCAGUUCUGGUCUUCAACACGUCCAGCGGUGGGAUGUCUGCAUACCUGGAUGACGACUCAUUAGCUGUGGGCUACGGAAGCUACCUGGGUUACUCAGUUGGAGCCGGUCAUUUCCUGAGUCCUGCUAGUUUGGAGGUGGUUGGUGGAGCUCCGCAGCACAACAAGAAGGGCAAGGUCCUGGUUUUCACAGUAGACAACAGCAUGCUGCGUGUGGCCUCUGCGGUGUACGGAACAGAGCUGGGAUCAUACUUCGGCUCCAGCGUGUGUGCAGUGGAUCUGAAUGCUGAUGGUCUGUCGGACCUGUUGGUUGGUGCCCCCAUGGCAACGGGUGUCGCAAGGGAGGAAGGACGAGUCUACGUGUACAUCAACCAAGGACAGGCAAAUCUUUUGGAGGCCGACUUUCAACUCAGUGGCAGCAACGCCUACGCUGCCCGAUUUGGAGAAACUAUAGUUGACCUGGGAGAUCUGGAUGAUGAUGGUUACCAUGAUGUGGCAGUUGGUGCCCCACAGGAGGACGAGCUGAAAGGAGCCGUCUACAUUUACAACGGCAGGAACGGUGGCAUCUCAUCCAAUCCAUCUCAGAGGAUUACAGGGUCCACCCUGGGAAAAAACCUCCAGAUGUUCGGCCAGUCGCUAAGCUCUGGCGUUGAUAUAGAUGAUAACGGCUACCAGGAUGUGGCAGUUGGUGCGUUCCUAUCAGACUCUGCUGUGGUUCUCAGGACGCGUCCAGUGAUUCAGGUGAAAGGGUUCCUUACGCUGCCUGAGCAAAUAGACCAGCGAGUGGCGCUGUGCCGUGAACACAACACUCCCACUGUCUGCUUCAAUGUCACCGUUUGCUUCAGCGUCAGAUCCAGGCAGUUCAAAGGAGCUAUAGAUCUUCAAUAUAAUUUGACCUCUGACCUUCUCCAUAAACCAUCCUUCCCUCAUCGUUUCUAUUUUCAUGCCAACGGGUCGGAGCACGUCCACAUGCAUGUUGUGAGAGCGCGACACGGACGGCUCACCUGCACGUCACACUUAGCUUAUCAAAGGAAAGACGUGAGGGAUAUUUUCACUCCGGUCCAGUUUGAGGUUUCUUACAAGCUGCGAGAAACAAACACACACCGAGCUGCUCACAAAAUCUUUCCCCCAUUGAAACCGAUUCUGCAGCAGAGCGCAGGACACCAGAACACCAUCAUCAACCAGACACGGUUCACUCGUUUCUGUUCUCUGGCUAACUGCUCAACCAACAUGGAGCUGUCAGCUCAGCUAGUGUUGCCACAUCAGCAGACGUACUUUGCUUUGGGUUCUGGACACAUUAAGCUGAAAACCUCCCUGCUGAACUCAGGAGACGACGCCUUCCUGCCGCGUCUGACGUUACGCUUCCCAGUCAAUGUCCAGUAUAUUAAUGUGCUACAGAAUGACAAUGCAGUCAGUUGUGAUGUCACACAAGAGGCCAACAGCACAGUGGUGGAAGUUGACUGCAGUGUAACCAGCCUCCUCCUUCCAGCCGGUGCCCAAUUGAAUAUCGACUUUCUGCUGGAAGUUAACCAGAACAGCACACCUGACGACAUCAACAUCCAUGUCAAUACCAGCAGUGAUAACUAUGAGAAGGAGGAAUAUCUCCAUGACAACGCCAUCAGCCUUGUUCUUCCUCUUAAAUAUGGAGUCAAAGUCAACAUUCAUGGUUUUGUGACUCCCACCUCUUUUGUAUUUGGAGAUGAAGACUUGACCCCGGUGGAGUGCUACUCUGAAAGAUUCAAUUACACCUACAAGGUGCUGAACUCUGGUCCCAGCAGGUCCACAGACACUGUGGUUGACAUCGCGCUGCCGAAGAUCCUGGCUCCUCACCGUCACAGACUGCUGCACAUGGUCGACUGGCAGUCGUCUCAGGGUGUGUGUUCCAUUAGCGACACCGCUAUUUCAGUUGCUGAGGAUUGUGACGUCCCUCAAGCUUCCUUCAUCCAACAGCUCAUUUUCUUCUUCUCUUCCACCUCCUCCCGCAGAUUGUUUUGUGGCCGUGGAGACGAUUUGUGUGAGCGGCUGGUGUGUCGUCUGGGGAACCUGGAGGCCGGGAGAGAUGCCACCAUCCGGCUGGAGAUCAAACUGAACCCCGCUGUCCUACUGCAGAUUCCGGGUCGACAUAGUAUCAUGAUGCUGGAGAGCACCGCAACGAUGUCGUCCCCAAGAGAAGAUUCUCACACCGUCCUCGUCCAGAAAGAACCUUUAGCUGAGGUGGUGGUGGAAGCAGUUUUUACCCAAAAACCCUCAACAGUAGUGAAAACCUUCAUCAUUGUGGUCAGUCUCGUUCUGGGCCUGCUGAUCCUGGCUGCUCUCAUCUGGUGUCUGUGGAAGGCUGGUUUCUUUAAGAGGGACUUCGGUAAGAGGAAGGAGCAGGAGGAGGAGUUCAAGAGGGACAGCUGGGACUACGUUCCUAAAAACAAAAAGCGGGAGAGCACCAUCUAACCCCCAGUGGCCUCGGCCUCUGCCUGGAGGAGGAGCUGUUACUGUGCAGCAGUUUUACUGACACAUACAGUCCGUGCAGAUGAAGCGUCAACACCAAUUUGUCCAGACUGUUUCACAGUCUUCAGAGCUGAAGCGCUGACAUGUGUCAAGUGAGCGCCUCCUGAACACACCUGGGACCCCAAACUGAGCUGCUCACUAUACCUUCACAAACCCAGACAAGCUCAAAGACUUGAAACCACGGCGUCACUGAGAGGAUGGAGGGUUCGUUCAAAGGGAAGUAAGACUGGAGCAAUGGAAGGCCUCAGGGCUUCUGGGGUCUCUGACUCAGAGGAAACAAACCAAAGAAUGACACUCGUGAGACGGGAACUGGCCUCACGUUGGCUCAGAACUGUAGAAAAGCUCCCGUUUCUCUCUGAAUAUAUGUUUAUUUUAUAUUUCUAUUCACCUGCUGAGCAACAUUUAAUGCACUGCUCUCACGCAAAGAUGGACGGUGUUGCAGCGUUUAAUGCUUGCUAUUUAACACAGCAUUAAACACUGCAACACCGUACGUCCAUCCAUCCAUCCAUCCAUCCAUCCAUCCAUCCAUCCAUCCAUCCAUCCAUCCAUCCAUCCGUCCAUCCGUCCAUCCGUCCAUCCCUUUUCAACCGUUUAUCCGGGACCUGGUUGAUAUUAAUCACCAUAAAACACAAUGACCCUGUUUUGGUCUUUCAGCCUCUGAAUGGCUGGUUUCACAUGGCACAGUGAGCAGAAACUUUGAAACGUGGACCGUUGGAGGCAGUGAAUAAUACAAAGCCUUCCAAAACAGAAUGUUGAUACCUGACAUCACCCAUUUCAUUUCCUGAGAUUCUGGAACAGCUGCUCUCCUUGUUUUCAGGGCAGUUGGUAGCAAAAACAUGUCUAGUUUCUCACUGACAACUCAUCAACAUACACACACUACUACUACUACUACCACUACUACUACUACUAAUAAUAAUAAUGAGCAUGUAUGAAAUAGCCAAGGUGAAUCGACAAAUCUGUUUAAGUUAUUUAUUGUUUUAGUUAUUUCUUUAACCCGGGUUUGUGAAUAGGCUUCAAUGCAUCUACCAGCAGCAACGCUGAACCUGUAAUGGAUUAAAAGAUAAUGUGAGUGACUGAAAUACAAAUCAAAUUUUUGCUUUAUACUAAAAGAACGGAGCGACGAGCAAUAAUGAUUGUAAAUAUUCUACAAUUCUAGAAUUGAAUUACAAGCAGAUGUAUGUCAAAAUAAGAAGAAUUUAAUUUUCUAAAAGUUUAUUAACAAAUGAUAUGAUUGAUCCAUUUCACUGUGCCAUGUUCUAUUCUGACUGGUUCCACGCCUGCUCGCAUGUUCUGGAUCUGUUGCUUGUGCAGCAGCUUCCUGCUCACAGGAAGCCGCUCAAGGAAAUGUACAAGGAAACUGUUUUGGUGUGUGCAGGAAAAACUCGACAAUGAACAGGAGCAACGUGAACGCAGCUCCGGAGCGUGACUGCCUGCAAGUGCUUCUGACGCUGGGAGCAAACACCAUGUCACCAUGUGAGACCUGCUUCUUUUAUACAGUUUACACAUUUGAUAAACACGUCGCAUACUAAAAAGAACAUUUCAGCUGGUGGCAGUUCUAUAUUUGUAUUUAUGAGUUGAAGGAACAUUUCAGUGUGACCUUGUUUUAAGGUCACACGUUUUAACAGCCCCCAAACGCGCUUUAAAUGACUGAGCCACGGGGUUGAAGAAUGACAGACUACUGUGACAGAACAUUUUAAGCUCAGUUCUGUAUUCUGUGAAUGCAGAUGUUUAAAUCCGUUGUUACCACCGUUUCUGUUUAUUUAGUACAAAGUCACAUCACAAACAUGUUUUUGGUGUUUUAUUACAUUACUGCACUGGAGAGUCUCACUGCUUUUAUUGUCAUGUUUGUAUUAAAAUCAAAUAUUUUCUAUUUAAA